This is a messenger RNA of Crotalus tigris (Tiger rattlesnake), 8518 nucleotides long. It is a transcript of the gene ABCB11, whose product is annotated as ATP binding cassette subfamily B member 11. Gene Ontology annotation, cellular component: membrane. Gene Ontology annotation, biological process: transmembrane transport. Gene Ontology annotation, molecular function: ATP binding; ABC-type transporter activity; ATP hydrolysis activity. The transcript is spliced from 30 exons. The record is from RefSeq and is a predicted model, not a curated record. NCBI's taxonomy places the organism in Eukaryota, Metazoa, Chordata, Lepidosauria, Squamata, Viperidae. Bases 251 to 4306 code for a protein of 1351 amino acids.
UGUGGACAACGUGGAGGCUUAAUUUCUGAUCACUAAGUUGCUAUGCAAAAGUUGGUGGGCAUUGAAAAUGUACAGAUGCAUUAUUGGCUAAUGUGAAGGCAUUGGAAUAUUUGAUACAUAUUUCUUUUUGUUUUUCAAAACCUCAUUUGGUUCCCUUUGUCCAGAGAUAGUCAAAAUGGGGCUUUAGAAAUAAAACUUGGAUUUAAGCAAGAUCUUCUUUUCAGCCAGCAGGAAUUGAAAGGAGUGGAUCAUGCCUGAACCAGUUACUUUAUGCAGUAUUAAGAGAAUUGGAGAAGACAAUUUGGCCUUUGAAUCAAAUGAGUCACAUAAUGACAUCAGCAAAGCAAAGAGUUUUGGUGGGAAAAAUGAAGCCUCUUCAAAGAACAAUGCAAAAGCAGACAAGAUACCACACAAGAAAAAAGAUGGCAUUCGAAUUGGAUUCUUUCAGCUGUUCAGGUUUGCUUCUUCGGCUGAGAUACUGAUGAUGCUUUUGGGAAGUAUCUGUGCCAUUCUUCAUGGAGCAGCCCAGCCAGCCAUGCUGAUUGUUUUUGGGAUCAUGACAGACACAUUUAUUCAAUAUGACAUUGAAAAACAAGAGCUGGAAGACCCAAACAAAGUGUGCAUGAAUAACACAAUAGUUUGGAUUAACAACUCUCACCAUCAGAAUGUCAGUAACACAUCAAUAAGUUGUGGGUUGCUGGAUAUUGAAAGUCAAAUGAUCUAUUUUGCAAGUUCCUAUGGAGGAAUGGGCUGUGCUGUUCUAGUGCUUGGAUACCUCCAAAUCUGCUUAUGGGUAACAUCAGCUGCUCGCCAGACCCAAAAGAUCCGAAAAGCCUAUUUCAGGAAAAUCAUGAGGAUGAACAUAGGCUGGUUUGAUUGUACAUCCGUGGGGGAACUCAAUACACGAAUUUCUGAUGACAUUAAUAAAAUAAAUGAUGCUAUUGCUGAUCAAGUAGCAAUCUUUAUCCAGCGCUUCACCACCUUUGUUUGUGGAUUCCUGCUAGGAUUUGUCAGAGGCUGGAAGUUGACCUUGGUUAUUAUCGCAGUCAGUCCCCUAAUUGGGAUCGGAGCUGGCAUAAUUGGCCUGUCUGUGGCAAAGUUGACGGGUCUAGAGUUAAAGGCUUAUGCAAAAGCUGGAGCCAUUGCUGAUGAAGUGCUCUCAUCGAUCCGAACUGUGGCUGCUUUUGGAGGAGAAAGAAAAGAAGUUGAAAGAUAUGACAAAAAUCUGGUGUUUGCUCAAACCUGGGGGAUCAGAAAGGGAAUCAUAAUGGGAUUCUUCACAGGCUACAUUUGGUGCAUCAUUUUCCUGUGUUAUUCGCUGGCCUUCUGGUAUGGCUCAAAACUUGUCCUUGAUGACAAGGAAUAUUCUGCUGGGACCCUUUUGCAGGUUUUUCUUGGUGUCCUAGUAGGUGCCUUAAAUCUUGGACAAGCAGCCCCUUGUUUGGAAGCCUUUGCAACAGGCCGUGGGGCUGCCACAAAUAUAUUUGAGACAAUAAAUGAAAAACCUAAAAUUGACUGCAUGUCAGAAGAUGGCUACAAACUGGACAAAGUCCGGGGUGAAAUUGAAUUCCAUAAUGUAACCUUCCAUUACCCAUCCAGGCCGGAUGUUAAGAUUUUAGAUAACCUCAGCAUGAUUAUCGAGCCAGGCGAAACCACAGCCUUUGUUGGCCCAAGCGGAGCAGGGAAAAGUACCACAAUUCAGCUGAUCCAGCGCUUCUAUGACCCUACAGAAGGCAUGGUUACCCUAGAUGGACAUGACAUUCGUUCCCUUAAUAUUCAGUGGCUGCGUUCUUUGAUGGGUAUCGUGGAACAAGAACCCGUCUUGUUUGCCACCACAAUAGCAGAAAACAUCCGCUAUGGUCAGGAAAAUGCCACUAUGGAAGACAUCAUCAGAGCAGCCAAAGAAGCCAACGCCUACAACUUUAUCAUGGAUCUGCCUCUGCAAUUUGACACCCUUGUUGGAGAAGGUGGUGGCCAAAUGAGCGGCGGCCAGAAGCAGCGAAUUGCCAUUGCUCGGGCUUUAGUUCGAAAACCCAAAAUCCUGUUGCUGGACAUGGCUACAUCAGCACUGGACAAUGAAAGCGAGGCUACUGUGCAGAAGACACUUUCCAAGGCUCGUUCUGGGCGCACUGCGAUCUCCAUAGCUCAUCGCCUGUCCACAGUGAAAUCUGCUGACAUCAUUAUUGGGUUUGAGCAUGGAAGAGCUGUGGAAAGAGGGAAACACGAAGAGCUGAUAGAACGGAAAGGAGUGUAUUUCACGCUGGUGACGUUGCAAAGCCAAGGCGACAAGGCACUCAUGGAAACAUCAAUGCAAACAUCUGACCCCAAACUUGAAAAAACGCAGCCUUUCAUCAGGGGAAGCUAUCAGGCAAGCUUACGAGCAUCUCUGCGACAGCGUUCCAGAUCUCAAUUGUCAAAUAUAGUCCCUGACCAUCCAGUAUCAAUGGUAGGAUCCUAUUCGGAGCGCAACUGUAGCAUUUCUCAAUAUGAAGAAGAUGGAAGACCAUUUAUCAAGGAAAGGAUUCAUGAAAAGGAUGAGGAAGAUGUCAUACCUGCUAACGUGACCAGGAUUUUGAAGUACAACGCUCCCGAAUGGCCCUAUAUGGUGCUUGGAUCUCUUGGCGCAGCUGCCAAUGGGGCAGUCAACCCUCUCUAUGCCUUGCUCUUCAGUCAAAUUCUUGGAACCUUUUCUGUGCCUGAUGAAGAAGAGCGAAGAUCUCAGAUCAACGGUGUCUGCUUGCUCUUCGUGGUUAUUGGACUCGCCUCGUUCUUCACCCAGUUCUUGCAGGGGUAUACUUUUGCAAAAGCUGGAGAAUUGCUUACACGACGGUUAAGGAAAAUUGGCUUCCAGGCUAUGUUAGGCCAAGAAAUUGGUUGGUUUGAUGACCAUAGAAACAGCCCAGGGGCCUUGACUACAAGACUAGCGACGGAUGCCUCUCAAGUUCAAGGGGCAACCGGCACCCAGAUAGGAAUGAUUGUGAACUCCUUCACCAAUAUCGGAGUUUCCAUCAUCAUCGCAUUCUACUUCAGCUGGAAACUCAGCUUAGUCAUCACUUGCUUCUUGCCUUUCUUGGCUUUGUCGGGAAUGGUGCAGUCUCGAAUGAUGACCGGCUUUGCAUCUCAGGACAAGAAAGCAAUGGAAGCUACGGGAAGGAUUUCCAAUGAAGCCCUUGCAAAUAUUAGGACCAUUGCUGGAAUUGGAAAGGAGAAAGUUUUUAUCGAUGCUUAUGAGAAACAGCUAGAAGUCCCUUACAAAGCAACUAUUAAAAAAGCAAAUGUUUACGGAGUUUGUUUUGGCUUUGCACAGUGUGUUUUGUUCGUAGCCAAUUCUGUCUCUUACCGAUACGGAGGAUUUUUAGUUGAAAAGGAAGGACUUCACUACAGUUACGUAUUUAGAGUGAUUUCCUGCAUUGUUACUAGUGGAACCGCUUUGGGAAGAGCAUCUUCUUAUACUCCAAAUUAUGCCAAGGCUAAAAUAGCAGCCGCCCGUUUUUUUCAGCUGGUGGAUCGGAUUCCCCGAAUCAGUACGUACAGUGACGUUGGAGAAAAAUGGGAUAAUUUCCAUGGCAGAAUUGAAUUUCUCAACUGUAAGUUCACAUAUCCAUCUCGUCCUGAUACCCAAGUAUUAAAUGGCCUCACAGUAUCUGUAAAAUCUGGGCAGACCCUUGCCUUUGUUGGAAGCAGCGGAUGUGGAAAAAGCACCUGUGUUCAACUUUUGGAGAGGUUUUAUGAUGCCGAUGAAGGAAAAGUGCUGAUAGAUGGCCGUGACACCCGGCAAAUAAACAUCCACUUUCUAAGAUCUAGAAUAGGAAUAGUUUCUCAGGAACCUGUGCUGUUUGACUGUAGUAUUAGCGACAACAUUAAAUAUGGUGAUAACAGCAGAGAAAUAUCUAUGGAUGAAGUGAUAACAGCUGCCAAGAAAGCCCAAUUACAUGAAUUUGUGAUGUCACUCCCCCAAAAAUAUGAAACCAAUGUUGGGGCUCAGGGGUCUCUCCUGUCCCGAGGGCAAAAGCAGCGCAUUGCCAUUGCGCGCGCAAUCGUUCGAGACCCUAAGAUCUUAUUACUGGAUGAAGCAACUUCUGCACUGGAUACAGAAAGUGAACAGACUGUGCAGGCUGCCCUGGACAAAGCUCGAGAAGGCAGGACCUGCAUCGUCAUUGCGCACCGCUUGUCCACCAUUCAGAAUUCUGACAUCAUCGCUGUCAUGUCUCAGGGAGUCAUCAUUGAGAAGGGCUCUCACCACCAACUGAUGGCCCAGGAGGGGGCAUACUAUAAACUGGUCACCACUGGGGCACCCAUUAGCUGAGCUUCUACCUUCCCUGUGGGGGUUGUGUUCACCUUCUUAAGGGAUGUGCUAAAACCAUUAUGAACAUAUCAACCAGCCUUGUGUGGCAAAAGACGACGAUGCACCUAUGUUGGCAAAACCACUUUAACUGAGAAAGGGAAGCCCAGCUUUUGACUGAGGUCAGCUUUUGACUGAGCUGUUCUCUCAAACCACUGCAACUGUGGUUUUCUGAAGAAAAUGGCAGCCAUCUACUGCAGAAGGAAGAUUAUGCAGGAAGAGUGCUCAGAAACCUUUUCAAUAAUUAAGUGUCCAUAGAUUAUUUUUAUAUCUAUUUCUGUUGCUCCUGAAUUGGCAAUAUUAAAAAAGCCUAAUGAACUUCAUUGUGGAUCCAGAGGGAGGCUCCAAUCAGCAUUCAAUGCAAAUGGUUGCAUUGAGCUUUAUUGUCUACUGCCCCAUCAUCAUCAUCAUCCUCUUCAUCUUCAUCAUCAUCAUCAUCAUCUUCUUCUUCAAUUUAACUUAUAUACUGCUUGACUCUCAGUGAUUCUGGGUGGCUCAUAACAAUGAAUGAAAUCACAAUGAAAUCAAUAAAAAUGACAAAAUUAAGAUAAAAGAUGGCAAGAGUGAUGAAGUGAGGGAUCUCACUCUCACUUGCCAAAGGCCUGGGUGAAAAGCCUGGUCUUCCCACCUUCUAAACAACAGUAGAGUUGGGGGGGGGCACCCAUCUCUUGGGGAACCCUCAUUUUAGAGGGCAGGUACUGCAACAGAGAAGGAUGUAUUCAGCAUUAUGAUGGGGAAAUACCAGACACAGAUUCUUACAUCCAUAAAAAAGCAAUAUUGAAACCUGCCUCUGCGUAUCUCUAGAGACUCCUUUAUGUGUACAAUGUCUUCUCUGUAUAAUGGUUCUCUAUGCAGUGUUAAAAGCACUUUGGCCAGAUUACAAAAUACAAUUAUUCUAUUCACUGCUAGUGAGACUAUUAGCCAUUGCAAUUUCCCAAAGGGUCGUCAUUUCUUUUGCACGAAAAAAAAUGAGCUCUUUACAAAAUAAUACAUUUAUUAAUGUGUAUUCCUGUCCACUAACCCAGCACCUACAGUAAAUCGACUGAAUGCAUCUGGCAGAUGAGUGUCCCAUUAAAGGAUAUUUGAUAGAGAAGGCCUGAUUACUAUGCAUAGGACAGAAACAAACAAUAGCAGGAAAAGGAAUAAAAACUCAGAGAAUUAAACAGCAAUGCAGUCCUACUACUUUUAACUUACACACAGCAAUUCAGCAGGAGAUUAAAUCAUGCUUGAGAAAUAGUGUAAGCAGGUGGUAAAGGCUGUUAUUAAAUCAAGCAAUUGUACUUUAUUGAAUCCUUUUAUCUAAAGCAGCUGAAUCUACUUUGUCAGUGGAUUCCUAAGGGGCCUUUUGCAGCCUUGCUUUCUUACAUCCUUCAACAGGAGAUCCUUAUGAAUCAGACCAGAACCAUUUACACAAAGAACUUUCAUUCUACUGCUGGGAGCUCAUUCUGUAGUGGUUGGAGCUUCUUUGUCAAAGUCCCCUUAUCUCAAAGCAGAACGGGACCACUCACCAUGGCUAACUUGCCAUGGGACAACUCAAUGCGGGUCAAUUCAAUUUAUAAUUAUUUAAAAUAAUUUUAAAAAUAUUUUAAUUUUUGUCAUUCACAUUUCAUUUUGUUCCUUCUUUUGCAUCCUUUCUUUAAUGGUUCUGUGCCAGAGAGAGAGAGAGAGAGAGAGAGAGAGAAAAGCAGGGAAGACUAAUUAAAGGCAAAUACUCCUUGGAGGUGAGGAAGGUGGCUUGUUCAUGGAAUGCCUAAAAGUUAAACAAUAAAAUAAGCAGUGGCUCAAGCUAUUGAAAUCUAACAUUCAGGAGAUGUUGUGAUAUGAGGACAGAGAGGCAAAGACACAACCAAGGUCAAGGAAAGCAUCUUUUUCAAUUGACCAUUUAUCUAACUGGCUAAUUUCGGUUUUGAUUUAAACAGGCAAUGUUACAGUUCCCACCUUUGUAUCUUCCUCCAGCUAUGAGCCUUUUAGCACCAAGUGCUGCUGUUUUUUGUUUGAUUGUUCCUUGUAGAGCUGCCCUAUGGAUAUUUUUGUCCCAAAGUCUUCCUGUUCCCCCUUUUGCUGCCCUGGCCAAAUGACUAGAUAUUAGAGCAAAAUGUCAGACCAUGGUCAUCCAAUUGUUUGAUGGAACUUUAUUCUCCUGGUAACCAGUGUGUAAAGUGUAUGUUUGUGUAUAUGUUUUUAUGUCAGUGUUUGAUUUCUGGCAUCUGCCUGGACAACUCUCUGCAGUUUGCUUGGCAAGGUUUCACAAGUUGUUUGUCAUUGCCUCCUUCCCAGAGCACAGAGGGAGGGACUGGCUCAAGAUUACCUAGAUGGUUUCAUGUCUAAAGCAGGACUGGAACUCACGAUCUCCCUGUUCCUAGCCUGGUGCCUUAACUACUACUCUAAACUAGCCCCCCUAUAAAAGUAUAUUGCCUCUGAAUCUGGUGCUUCAGUUUGCUAUCAAAUCUAACACUUGUUGCUUUUAUCAUAACAAUCCCUUUGUUAAAGCCAUUUAAGCCAUUUAAAUGACCAUAUCUUGGGGGCAAGAAUCCUAUAAAUUACUAAUGAAAGUUUUGACUGACUCUUUUGCUAAGUGUAAUAUGGUGAAAGUUAGUUUCUUCAGAUCAUUUAUAACUUUAACAGCUCAUUACCCAAUUAUGAAUCUGUUCACAUAUGGAAGAGUAAUUCAACAUAUUAUCAUUUUGGUUUCCUUAUUCUGUACUCUGUUAUGCUGUUGUUUUCCAGAUAAUGCUGAACCAUCAAAUUAUGUUAAUGCUUGAUGAUAAUGGUUACUUUUCUGCAUCAUGCAUCAUGUUAUUCCAGGGCACCUUCUUUUAUUGUUCAUUCAUUCCCUUCGGAGCCCUGCAUGGUCCCAUUUAUUUUGGUCAUUUGUGCCAUUUCUAUUCUUGACCAGCUCAUUGUUCUAGAGCAGCAUUUCUCAACCUUGGCAACUUUAAGAUGUGUGGACUUAUUUGCAUUUUAGUGACUAAGGCCAUUCCUUAGGCAGAGCAAAACCAAGCUUCUCCAGCUUUUUUUGUAAAGUUUCUGAAGGCUAAGCCAAUCUAAGCAAAGCAACGGUGCUAAUCUUGAGCAGUUGUUACACCUGGAUGAUGUCUUUGAAACAAACAUUAAUUAUAGGGAUUAUAAUACAUUAACAUGUACUCCUUUAAACAUUACUUGGCAAUCUCCCAAAUCUUAAAACCUGUGGGAAUUAUUUGUGUAGCCAAAAAAAAAGGGAUAUUAAAAACUAGAAUCCCCUUGGGUGGCUAUUAGCCAUUUAUAGAGAGAACCACUAAUGGGGGAAAAUAAUUGGGAUUGCAACUUGCAUGAGUCAACAGCAGUUCCUCAAUCCCUUGCUCCGAGUUAAAACUCUCCAUGCAUUGCAAAUUAGGUUCACAAGGUGACAUUCUGCCACUUGUAAAGUGGGUUGUUUCCUCCUUUGCUUCAGGCAGCGAAAUAGCAGGGGCUGGUUUUGUCUCCCGCCCAUUGAAUGUUCUGCAUCCCGUAGCUAUCUUGUUUAAAAAGAUGGGCUGAUAAUUUCAGCUAUCCCUGCAAAUCUACUUGCAGAUGAAUUAAAUACAGAAAGAUGGUAGGCACCAUUGUUUCGGGUUGUUUGGCCUUUGUAUUCCUUUAAUAUUGAUUCAGCUGCAUUCAGGAGCUGAACACUGCUAAACUAUGGCAUUCGAAAUGUGAGGCUAUUUAAGAAAUAUUUAAUAUAUAAACUCCAUUUCUAUUUUCCAUUGUACAGUGGGGAAAAGCCAGGGGAGAACAGUGAAACACAAGUAGGAUUUUAAAAGGAAAAAAAUAGCUGCAGAAUAUGGGCCAUUAGAAUAGGCCUGAAAAAUCAGGAAGUGUAAUUCUUAAAGAAGCAAUUACUUUUGUUCACACAGUCAGAAAAAUCUGAAGAUUAUGUUUAUAGUCACAGCUGGGAUAAAUCACUUUGUUUUCCUACCAAUAUAGAUGGCAUCCAUUUUUCAGCAGUCAUAAAGUGGCUGCUGUAUGUCAUUUUUAUUAAUUCCACUUUGAUGACAGUCAUUUUUUUGGUAAAAACAAAAUGCUUUUUUAAAAUAUAUAUAUGUAGAAAUCAACAUUCUAAAAAAUCUGAACUUAGCACAGCCCCAUUCUAUGUUAUACGAGGUUUCCAAAAGAUUCAGAAAUUUGCUUUACUAGUUAAAUAAAAGAUGCACUUACUGA